Amaranthus tricolor (Joseph's coat) is the source of this 736-nucleotide messenger RNA. RefSeq lists its product as uncharacterized. NCBI's taxonomy places the organism in Eukaryota, Viridiplantae, Streptophyta, Magnoliopsida, Caryophyllales, Amaranthaceae. The record is from RefSeq and is a predicted model, not a curated record. The transcript has 3 exons. Bases 76 to 423 code for a protein of 115 amino acids.
UGAUCCGUUUCUUCCAUAAAAAAAACAAAUAUUCCUGGAGUCCUUGAAUUCUAAAGCCCUAGACUUCGGAAAACAAUGGCAGAAUCCAUGGAAAAAAAUCCAUCAAACUUCGAAGAUCUAUCGUCUGUUCAAGCAGUUCUAGUCGGGGCAAUAGCUCCAGGAGUCAAUGCUCCAACAUGGAGUACCCUAAAAUUGGUGUUUAUGAUGUUGGGUAUCAGUUUAAUUCUGAUGCUUGUUUUGGGAUUUACUUAUAGUGAUUCUGCUUUGGUUCUUCAUGCUGGGUUUCUUGUUUUCCUUGCUCUUACCCUCUUUUUUCUACUUAGCAGUUUUCUCGAACAGACUGGUUUAGUUUCAGUUGAACGUCAAAUGCAGGAAAUAGGCCUGGCACCAAAGGACUGCAAAACAAACCCCAAAACCGAGUGAAUAAGAGUUUCAGUUCAAUCACACACAUAACAGUUUUAGAGCUAACACUUAAGAAAAUCAUGUUUCAUCCAAUUUUGAUGUAAUUACAGUACCGUACAUAAAAUUUUCUCAUUGUAAAAUUGCAUAGAAGCUGAAAGGGCUUAACCGGUUGCCUUUUCGAUGCUUUGCUUUCUUUUUGUCGUUGGAUGUCAUGUAACAGAAACACGAGGAUCGUAGGCAUUGGGUAUGCUGUUGGCAAAGAGUCAUGAUGUCAUGUAACAGAAGCUCGAAUUCCAUUUUUUAUUCUACAUUUAGGAAGUAUGAUACAUAAAUA